CGGCCCCCCCCCCCCCCCCAAAUCGAUGGCAUUCUUGGGUCCGUUCCGUGGACGCGGCGACGGUACUCGUGGCUUCGUGGCUUCGUGGCUGGGUAAACUGGAGUUAUGCUGUAGUGGUUAUGUAAGAUUCGGUAGGUAUCCGGUUGAUCCAUGCGUGCAAAGCCACUCGCUUUUCCCUCCUGUGUGAUCAACACCGCAAGUUGGCAUCAGAGCUCGCCAUGGCCCCCGUUCCCGCUUCUCCAGUCUUCUUUUCGGGUAAAAAGGUGGGUUGUGUUUGUUUCAUUUCACUUUCCGCGACCGGGAGGACCAGUAGAUACGUCAUCGGGUCCCUCCCCUGGUGAAGAAGAGAAACGUUUGCAAACCUCAAGAGAUAGUUGCUCGCGUUAUGUUUUUCUUUGGAAUACCAACGCACCACGAGUGCGUAUGUGUGUUAGUGUGUGUGUCGUUCAAGGUUUAGGGGCACGUUCCUUCUUGGCCCAUGCGCCGACUGCACUAAGCAUCAAGCACAGGCGCAAGCGCAAGCACUUGUCAACAAGACCCGGAAGCGGUCUCAAAUUCGCUUAUCCCGCACUGCCUCGCGCUUUUUUCAACGGCUCGAUGAGGGCAAUAACGUGGUGGGCGAGAGGCGAAGAAGCCUCCCCGCCGCCAACGGGGGAGGAGGGGGGGGGUAUUGUUUUUGAGCAGACUGGGAUUCUUGUCCCUCUUGGUUGGUCUCGUUCUCUGGUCUCGUUCUCUGGUCUCGUUCUCUCUGGGCUGAGGGAGGGACUUGUCUCAUGUCCGUGGAGUUGGCCCUUUAACGGGCGGAGGCAAGUAGUGGGCAAAAAAGUGACAGGUAAAAGGUGACACACGCACAAGGCUUGCCAGUCUGCAUGGUCUCGGGCUUACUGCGCAGCAACCAAAGGAAGCCGCGGCACCUCGGCGUUGGAUAAAACGUCGCCCUUCCUG
Molecule: messenger RNA, 945 nt
Organism: Colletotrichum navitas
Lineage: Eukaryota; Fungi; Ascomycota; Sordariomycetes; Glomerellales; Glomerellaceae
Exons: 1
Coding region: 151-843 (230 amino acids)
Source: RefSeq, a predicted model, not a curated record